GGGGACAGACGGAAGGAAGGAUAGGAGCACUUGCCUGCUUCUUCAUCAUCCUUGUCCCCCUGCUCCUGUCCCUACACUGCCGUAGGUGAAUUUAUGACUCGUUUGGAAGAAAGUGAAGCUGAUGCUGUGUGAGAAGACGACACCAGGUUCGGGCUCAAACCUGCGCUGUCCAGUACAGCCACUACCCACACAAAGCUGGUUAAAAUCAUAUUAGUUAAAAUUCCAGUUCCUCAGUCACACUUCAAACACUCAGUAGCAGUGUGGCUAUUUAAAUUUAACUAAAUUUAAAAUUCAAGUGUACUACUAGGCACACUUCCGGUGACGACACUGAAUGCUUUCAUCCUUGCACAAAGUCCGUUCGGGAGGCGUUGCUCUAGACAGACUCCUGGGUCACUCCGUGACUAGCCAUCCCGAAAGUCUCUUGAUUCUGUGUUUUUUCAGAGUGGUCAUCAUUGAGGUUUUCUUUUCCAGACUCUGCUGUUGGCAAACUUUAUUCAAAGACUUCCCCGGUUGAGUCCUGUUACAGCACUUAUUUUCCAGUUGAAACAUCCUUACCUAAAUAGAUGGCUUAUUUAUCUUGAGAAUGAACAAGGCAGUGAAGUUCCAGUACAAGGGAAGAACUCCCUGAUGGUAUGUUCCCAUUAGAGGCAGUCUUUGCAAUCUGAAGUGAAAGCAGCUUUUCAAUUGUGAUAUAAUAUAGAUUAUAGAUCUUUCAAUGUAAAAUAAUGGUUACAUUUCUGUGUUUUUGCAGACUUCACUGUAUAAUGGGAAACUUAGCUGCUGUUUUGAUUAUAACCUUCUGUCAUUUUCCUUGGAUUUGUAGGUUUGCAAAGAUUCACAUCAGUGUAUCUGAGCCCAUUAUUCCAUUCAGAGAAACAAUCACAAAGCCCCCGAAGGUUGACAUGGUCAAUGAAGAAAUAGGCAAGCAGCAGAAGGUUGCAGUCAUACACCAAGCCAAAGAAGAUCAGAGCAAAAUCCCAGAAGGAAUCCAGGUGGACUCUGAUGGGCUGAUCACCAUGACCACCCCCAAUAAACUCGCCACACUCAGUGUUCGAGCUCUGCCCCUUCCAGAAGCAGUCACUCAGAUUCUGGAAGAAAACAGUGAUUUGAUUCGUUCCAUGGAGCAGCUGACAUCCUCUUUGAAUGAGGGCAAAAACACUCAAGUGAUUCAUCAGAAGACCCAAGACAAAAUUUGGGAAUUCAAAGGAAAACUAGAGCAACACCUAACAGGGAGAAAAUGGAGGAACACCGUGGACCAAAUCUGGUCGUUUGGCCCAAGAAAAUGUGGGCCCAACAUUCUGGUCAGUCAGAGUGAGGACUUUCAGAACUCUGUGUGGACGGCCCCGGCCAGCAGGGCUUCGAAAGAGGCCAGGAGGUACCGGGACUUCGGCAAUAGCAUCGUGAGUGGCUUCCAGCUCGCCACGCUUUCCGGUCCAAUGUGUGAGGAGCCCCUCAUGGGAGUCUGCUUUGUUCUGGAAAAAUGGGACCUGAGUAAAUUUGAGGAACAAGCAGUGAGUGAGAGAGAGAACCAAGAGCAAAGUGAUCAGGCAGGAGAGCCACAGGGCGAGGGUAAAGCCCACCACGAAAGGCAGGAGCCACAGGGUGGCUAUGCGGAGCCCUUGGAGAAGAGGACCUCCCAGAAGGCAGACCCUUCGGUCGCUGACUGCUACGGACCCUUCUCGGGGCAGCUGAUUGCCACCAUGAAAGAAGCCUGUCGAUACGCACUGCAAGUGAAGCCACAGCGCCUGAUGGCGGCCAUGUACACAUGUGACAUCAUGGCCACCAGUGAGGUUCUCGGACGAGUCUAUGCCGUCUUGUCCAAACGAGAAGGCCGUGUGCUUCAGGAGGAGAUGAAGGAGGGCACGGACGUGUUUAUCAUCAAGGCCGUGCUGCCCGUGGCGGAGAGCUUUGGCUUUGCUGAUGAAAUCCGCAAGAGGACGAGUGGCCUGGCCAGCCCGCAGCUGGUGUUCAGCCACUGGGAGGUCAUCCCCAGUGACCCCUUCUGGGUGCCCACCACGGAGGAGGAGUACCUGCACUUCGGGGAGAAGGCCGACUCCGAGAACCAGGCCCGCAAGUACAUGAAUGCUGUGCGGAAGCGCAAGGGGCUUAGUGUGGAGGAGAAGAUUGUAGAGCACGCAGAAAAGCAGAGGACACUCGGCAGGAACAAGUAGCCGGGCUGGUAAACGGGCCUUUUCUCCAUGAUGGGCCUUUGCCGCAUGACCUCCAUAACUCAUUUCAAUAAAGUUGAUCCAUGCAAAUAUUUUAAGGAGAUUGUCAGAGAACACAUUUUCAAAGUGUUUUUUUUAGUUGAUUCGGACUCAAGGCAAGAAGUUGUCUAAGUAUUGUCAUGGUGAGUCACAGGCGUACUGUGACCACCCCAGAGGUAAGAUGGGGCCAGAGUCAGGUGACCCGUCUGGUGCUGGUAACAUGGUGCCCAGAACCCAUGGUAGAGGCAUCCCGUUCACCGAGCGCCACUCCUCUGCCAGUCACCCACCGCUGGUGCGUUCCC
Messenger RNA from Castor canadensis (American beaver), 2509 nucleotides. Lineage: Eukaryota; Metazoa; Chordata; Mammalia; Rodentia; Castoridae. The record is from RefSeq and is a predicted model, not a curated record.